Messenger RNA from Pantherophis guttatus, 1398 nucleotides. RefSeq names its product RAB9A, member RAS oncogene family (gene RAB9A). NCBI's taxonomy places the organism in Eukaryota, Metazoa, Chordata, Lepidosauria, Squamata, Colubridae. Gene Ontology annotation, biological process: Rab protein signal transduction; retrograde transport, endosome to Golgi. Gene Ontology annotation, cellular component: phagocytic vesicle; late endosome; lysosome. The record is from RefSeq and is a predicted model, not a curated record. Gene Ontology annotation, molecular function: GTP binding; GTPase activity.
GCCUCGUAGCCUAGCAACAGCCUCCCUUCCGCUCAGUUGGGCCGAGAAUCGGGGAGGCGAGGCUGUCCUCGUCUGAUAUCACGUGAGGGCCAGAUUCCGCCCUCAUAGCGCAGCCCCGGCCAUGUUAUUUCCCUCUCAAGCUCUCUCCCUUCCUCUCUGUUGCGGUGGCCGCAAGUGCUCCGGGCCAGUUUUCGGCUCUCCGCUUUCUUGACAGGUAUUUAAUUAUGAUUUACACUGAACAGUAAAGAUCUGGAGAUCAUAAAGGAUCUAUUCUUGAAACAAUGGCAACAAAAUCAUCGCUCCUUAAAGUAAUCCUUUUAGGAGAUGGAGGAGUUGGAAAGAGUUCAAUUAUGAACAGAUAUGUUACUAACAAAUUUGAUACCCAAUUAUUCCAUACAAUAGGUGUAGAAUUCUUAAAUAAAGAUCUGGAAGUGGAUGGACACUUUGUCACAAUGCAGAUAUGGGACACUGCAGGCCAGGAACGGUUUAGGAGCUUGAGGACUCCCUUCUACAGAGGUUCUGACUGUUGCCUUCUCACUUUCAGUGUAGAUGAUUCUCAAAGCUUCCAAAAUCUGAGCAACUGGAAAAAAGAAUUCAUUUACUACGCAGAUGUGAAAGAGCCUGAAACAUUCCCUUUUGUGAUACUGGGUAAUAAAGUUGAUAUAACCGAGAGGCAAGUUUCUACAGAAGAAGCCCAGGUCUGGUGCAGAAACAAUGGCAACCAUCCUUACUUUGAAACGAGUGCAAAAGAUGCCACUAAUGUUGCAGCAGCUUUUGAGGAAGCUGUUCGAAGAGUUCUUGCUACUGAUGAUAGAUCAGAUCACUUGAUUCAAACAGAUACGAUAAAUCUUCACCGAAAGCCCAAACCUAGUUCAUCAUGCUGUUGACUAUUUAGCUUGGUUCAAUAUCAUUCUUAACUGGGAAUAAUAAUAGAACAUAUGAUUCAUUGGAUGACACUCUAAUAUAUUAAACUGUAAUAUUUUACUGCUUUAUGUGCUGCCAGAAGAUUCUCUUCUAUGUGACCUAUUGCUAAAUAAAUGGUAUCUGACAUUUGGGGAAGGUAUUAACUCAAUAAUUCAUUUAAUUUAAAUGUUGUUUGAAUAAUAAAUUAUAUACUAAAACUUGAAAGUUCUAGAAGCACUACUUGGGGACUCAGUUGACGAAUAGAAAUUUUAUAUCUAAUGUAUAUUUUUGAGGUCACUAAUCCAUGUUUGCUUCACUAAAACCUUUUUCAUAAAGCAAUAUUAGUAGAUAGUACAUUCUUAUUCACGAUUGCAUCUUUAAUCUGUUUUUUUAAAAUCUGAUUUAAUAUAAACAUUUUAAGGGCUUUUGCUAUUUGCCUAGUGUCACUGAGCUGCCUGUAGAUUUUAAGUUCGAUAAUAAAUAUGCAUAUAUGGA